Molecule: messenger RNA, 5981 nt
Organism: Oncorhynchus masou masou (cherry salmon)
Lineage: Eukaryota; Metazoa; Chordata; Actinopteri; Salmoniformes; Salmonidae
Product: B-cell CLL/lymphoma 9 protein-like
Exons: 11
Coding region: 682-5331 (1549 amino acids)
Biological process (GO): positive regulation of transcription by RNA polymerase II; canonical Wnt signaling pathway
Cellular component (GO): beta-catenin-TCF complex
Molecular function (GO): transcription coactivator activity; beta-catenin binding
Source: RefSeq, a predicted model, not a curated record
AGCUGCACAAGUUUGGAACGUCUUGGAGAAGCCCUUGUUAUCGCUUGGAGUAUACUAGUCAGGAGCGGAGAUUUAUUCAUGCAAAAUCUGGAACUAUUCUACUGCUCUGGUUAAAUCGUGGAAAAAUAACAGUUUAACCUCGUCUUUCACGUAGGCCUAACCUCUUUUUAUGAAAAUGGUUUACUUUACUCGAGGAUAAUUAUUGGUGCAAGUCUAUUUGUGUAUGGAAUCAUUUGUCCUCAACGAAGAAAGAUGGGACUCGUGGAGCUCUGUAUACAUAUGUGAUAUCGUGUUCAACAAUGAAGGAUAUUGUGUCAGACACAAUGGGUUUGUGAAUGGGCACUGUGAUCUUCUGCUGAGAGGGAGUGCCGGGAUUUGAGGCUCUGUGACAGUUGUGACUCCGGGCCGACGCUAAGCCAGUCAGCUUGCUUUAUCUGCCAGGCCAAGGUCAAAGGGCACGACAAAGGGAACCCAGGGAUAGGCUCUCCUCAUGAGGAGUAGCCGGGGUCUCUGAGAACUGGGGUCAUUUUAAGCAGCGUUGGGGAUUUGACGAGCGCCGGCCCAUUGCAAUGCAGACAUGGCCACGGCUAUAUCGUGACACAGAGGGACAUGUGUGCCCAAGGACUGUGAGAGCUCCUUGAGACUCCAGGCACACAACACCUCACACGUACUGACAUCCAGAUGAUGCUGGAGGUGCAAGAGGAAAGAGCAGCAGGAAACUUCAGCCGGAAAGAGCGUGUCAAGAAGGAGCGGGACGAGGCAGGCCCGGACAGUGGCCGAGCCAAUAGCAACACUAACCCUUCCUCUAAUAACCACAACGCCGCCCUCGCCGGCACUGGCCACAGGAACCCCCGGGCCAAGGCCACACCCUCGGCCAGCCCGCACCAGCACUUGACUCCGCCCUCUGUCUCCCUGGGAUCGCCGUCAAUGCAUUCCAGCAAUCCCAAAGUGAGGAACUCCCCAUCGGCUAACACGCAGAGCAGUCCCAAACAGAAGCAGGAGGCCAUGGUGCGCUCCCCACCCGUCAUGUCUCCCUCCAGCGCCGCCCAGAUGGACUCAAAACUGCCCAAUCAGGGAAAGCCGGGGGGCGCGGGCAGCCAAUCGCAGCCCUCGCCCUGUGACCCCAAAGUUCUAGGCCCUAAGGGGCCCGUAGGGAGCCUGGGAUUAAAAAACGGACAAGGCCUGAAUGCAGGCAACGGGGCCAAGGGCAAAAUGAAGAGGGAAAGAAGCACUUCGGUGGAGUCGUUUGAGCAUCGUGACACGGGGACGAACAACAACGAGGGGGACCAGAAAGAGCUGGGCAGCCGAGCCAAGAGGCUAUGUGUAGCUGAGCGGCGGCAGCCCUACAGUGGAGCGGACUGGUGCUCUGGGGGCGAGAGUGACGAGGAAGACCCAGGGUUCUUUAACUGCAAUUUGAUAGAGAUGAAGCCUCUGGACUCCAACAACGCGCUCAGCUCAGCCACGUCGACACACAAUACCGUUGGAGGGCAGAGCAUGGAGCUGGGCAGCAGCGGUCCCAAGCCCGGGUCAAAGGUUGUGUACGUCUUCACCACAGAGAUGGCCAACAAGGCGGCUGAUGCGGUCUUCACAGGCCACUCGGACAACAUCAUUGCCUUCCACAUGAACAACAACUCCAACGGCAACAAGACCCAUCUACCUGUGAAUAAUCAGAUGGGACCCCCACGGUGUGACUCCAAGCAGCUGGCUGGAGCCCCCCAGCAGCAGUCAUCUCACCCUUCUGACCAGAACCACCAGCAAGCCUCCAAAGCACCUCCACCAGGCCAACAGCAGCCAGCAGAGGCCCAGCCUCAGGGGGCCAAGCCUGGGAGCUUCCUCCAGGACGUGGCCGCCUCUGGGGGCAUGGACUCUAAGAGUGGAAGCCCCCAGAACGGCAUGCCCCACGACGCUAACAGCAACCCUGGAGGGACGCCCGGCCACCAGACCCCUUCUGGGGCAUCCCAACAGGGCUUCCCCUCUCUGGACCUUCCCAAUGGCGCUGACGCCAAACUCACGGCCCAGCAGCAGCAACUGGCACACGAGCUGAUGUCCAGCAUGGGGGACAACUCUGAGGGCCUGUCCCAAGAGCAGCUGGAGCACCGCGAACGCUCACUGCAGACGCUAAGGGACAUCCAGCGCAUGCUCUUCCCCGAUGACAAGGAGUUAUCCCUCAAAGACAUGGUAGCCAUGGGGCAGGGCAACCCAGGCGGGCCUCCUGGGCCCAACCCCAGCAUGAUGGAGGGGGGGCCCAAGAAACCUGGGGAGCAGGGCCCUCUCCAGGCCAUGAUGGCCCAGUCCCAGAGCUUGGGGAAGCCUGGAGGCCCUGUGGGGCCCCGGCCCGAUGGCACUCCAUUUGGGCCCGGAGGCCUCAGAGACAUGUCAUUCUCCCCGGACGAACUGGGGCCUCCGCCUCCUGGACCGCCUAUGAAUUCUCACGGAGGGCCCGGCGGUGAGCACGGAGAUCACACAGGGAUGAACCCGGAGCAGAUGGCAUGGCUGAAGCUGCAGCAGGAGUUCUACGAGGAGAAGAAAAGGAAGCAGGAGCAGAUGCAGCACCGGGGGCCCAUGGGCGACAUGAUGAUGCACCAACAAGGCCCCCGGGGCCCCAUGAUGCGCGGGCCCCCACCUCCCUACCAGAUCAAUUCAGCUGGGGAGAUGUGGGGCCCCGAGCACUUCCCAGAGCAGAUGAGCAUGGGACCCCGGGGCCCCAUGCAUCACCACAUGCAGAGGAUGCCCGGCGGCUUCCCUCCUGGCAUGAUGAACCCAGGUAUGGAGGGCGGCCCCAACCCCAGGGGGCCCCGGCCUGGAAUGAAUUGGCCUGACGACAUGGGACCCAACAUGGGCGACGGCAGGGGCUUCCUGCCCGGACAGGGGCCGUUUGUAGGGCCAGGGGGUCGGGUGGAGAGGUUCCCCAACCCACAGGCGGUGCAGGAGGCCAUGUUCCAGCAGGGCAUGGGGGGUGACAAGCAGGGCAUGGGGCUGCCACCGGGCAUGAUCAUGGAGAUGAACAGGAUGAUGGGGGGAAACGGCCCCCGAGGGCCAAUGGACGGCCCCGGCAACGGCCCUAACGGAGGAGGCAUGAUGUUUCCCAGAAUGCCUGGCGAUGUUGGCCCUAUGAGCCCAUCCUCCAGGAUGGAGUUUGUCAAGGGCCUGGGUCGGGACAUGGGCCCCGAGUUCAGCAUGGGCCCUGGGAACAUGAACAUGGGGCCCAACCCACAGAUGAUGCAGGCUAAGAUGAGGGGGGAGCCUCCCAUGAACAUGAGCCCCGAGGAGAUGAUGAAGAUGAGAGGAGGCUCCAUGCCAGAGAACAUGGGCCCUCAGAAGAUGAUGCAGGGGCCUCCCUUUCCUGACCAGGGACACCACCCAGGGGACUUUAACAUGGGCCCCAACCGCCACUUCCCGGGUAUGGGGCCUCACGGGCCAGGGAACCCUAGGUGCCCCAGAGUCGAACCCCCCUUCGGCCCUGACCAGCGAGGACCCAACCACGGCGGCAACGGUCGCCUCAGCCACAUGCCCCCCAACUCGGGCCCGCCUCCCAACCAGAGGAACAUGGGGGGCCGCAAGGGUCCUCAGGACAUCCAGGGCGGCCAGGCUAACUCACCCAACAUCAACCCCCUCAAGUCCCCUACGCUGAGGCAGGUCCAGUCCCCCAUGCUGGGCUCGCCCUCUGGGAACCUCAAGUCCCCCCAGACACCCUCCCAGUUGGCCGGCAUGCUCCAGGGACCCUCGGCGGCGGCAGUGGCCGCGGCCGCUGCCUCCAUCAAGUCUCCCCCCAUGAUGGGUUCGGCCGGAGCCUCUCCCGUCCACAUGAAGUCACCCUCGCUCCCGGCACCCUCCCCAGGGUGGACAUCGUCUCCCAAGCCCCCCAUGCAGAGCCCAGGCAUCCCCCAGAACAACAAGCAGCCCCCGCUCAGCAUGACCUCACCCAAAAUGAUGGGCAACGUGGAGCAAGGAGGGAAUGGUCCCACCACAGUACCCCCUUCCAGUAGUGCUUCCAGUCUUCCGUCUGGCAGCCCCUACGCCCUGCCCCCUGAGCCCACGAUAUCUCAGAACCCGCUGUCCAUCAUGAUGUCACGCAUGUCCAAGUUCGCCAUGCCCACUUCCACGCCCCUCUACCACGACGCCAUCAAAACGGUGGCGAGCUCGGACGACGACUCGCCACCGGCCCGCUCGCCGAACCUGCCACCCAUGAACAUGCCUGGUAUGGGAAUGAACCUCCACCCGGGCCACAACCGUAUGAUGGCUCCCACGUCACAAGGCCCCAUGACCGCUCUCAGCCCCAUGGGCAUGAACACCAUGGGCUCCCAGCCCCUCUCCCACGGCAUGCCUAACCAGAUGCCCUCGCCCAACCCGAUGGGGGGACCACACCAGGGGCCCAUGGGGCCGGGCAUGAUGGGGCCUCACAGCAUGAUGAUGCCUGGCGGGCAGGACCCAGGGAUGGGCAACCCUCAGAUGAUACCUCAGGGCCGUAUGGGCUUCUCCCACCGAGGCCAGGGAUUCCCCCCUGGCCACUCUCCUCCUCAGCAGGUCCCCUUCCCCCACAACGGCCCCGGGCCCCAGGGUGGUUUCCCUCACGGCAUGGGCUUCCAGGUGGAGGGGGGCCCCAUGGGCCGAAUGGGCAACAUGGGCCCCGGUGGGGAUCCGGGCGGCAUGUGUAAACCCAACACCUCUGGAGGAGGCCAGGACUUCAACAUGUUCAACAAUGAUAACGACCUCCACGAGGUCAUGCGAACAGGAGCCACCGGAAUGCCAGAGUUUGACCUCUCCCGGAUUAUCCCAUCGGAAAAGCCCAGCCAGACUCUGUCCUACUUCCCCCGCGGAGGUGAUGGCCCGGGGGUGAAACCUCCUCACCCCUCCGGCCCCCAGGGCUUCCCUCCCCAGAUGCAGGGAAUGAUGGUGGAGGGGAACCCCAGGAUGGGGAUGCCCAUGCAGGGGAUGGGGGGUCCGUCGGGCCCUGGCCACAUGGGGGGGCCCCAAGACAUGCCAAUGGGGAACCCUGGCCACAAUCCCAUGCGGCAGCCACACCCGGGCCACCCCGGCUUCAUGCCCCAGGGCAUGAUGGGACCCCAGCACCGGAUGCUGUCGCCGGGGCAGCAGCCGGGCAUGAUGGGAGGACCAGGGCAGGGGAUGAUGCAGGUUAAAGAGAGGGGGGGGCCCAUGUACAAUCACCCGGGCCCCGUGGGCUCGCCCAACAUGAUGAUGUCACUCCACGGCAUGGGUGGCCCCCAGCAGACUAUGAUGAUGCCGCCUCAGAUGAGGCCUCGCGGCAUGGCAGGGGAUAUGGGCAUGGGCUUCAACCCUGGUUCCGGAAACCCCGGGAACCUCAUGUUCUGAGCUGCUACAGCCAAGUAGAAACUAAAGACCUUACUCGGAAACCUAGGAGUCUAGAACCUGCGUAAACAAAGGAAUACAAAUGAGACUUGUGCUCUCUUAGGCGGUUGUUGUGUGGACUGGGGACACAUACAUUCACUCUGGUACAUACUCACACAUCCCGAGACACUUUUGGGCUGUUUUAGCAGUCUGUCGGGUGUGGUGGUGCAACUGCAGUGUGUUCCACUGAGGGGAAGGCGGAUGUACACCAUUUCAGAGGGGACUGAUCUUUCUGUUUGUGAUAAACGUAGAAUGUACGGCACGAGUCUAAGCUCCGGUGUUCAACGGGCGGAUAGGAAAUGGGCCUCUUCAUUAAAAACUCGAGGGAUGACCCGGGAACAGAGGUCCGUAGUUUUACUGUUGUUAUAAGAACAGCUAAACUACGAAAUGUAAAGAACAAUGAAACAUUAAAAACACAAUGAACUGAAUGAACAGACAAAAAGGUCACUUUUUUUUUUGUCUUUUGUUUUUUUUGUCCCAUUUUUGGCUGUAUGUUUACAUCUCAUCUCAUCACUACCCUCCACAGAUUCAAUGCUCUUUGUAUUUGCGUACUGUAAUUGUGUUGUUAAAGGGAUUUUACUAGUGACUUCUAGUUUGUUUUCCCAUCUUCUUUU